AUGCACGCCAUGUCAGAACCACCUGAGAUCGUCAUCCCACAGGACGAUGCAGGGUCCAGUGUGCUCCAAGAAAGCUGGAGCUUUCUCGACGAUGUGAGACGACGUUUUGAGACGACCCAGCCAGAGGUUUACGCAGCAUUUAUCCAGGCCCUGAGUAGCUUCCAUACCGCCACGCAGAAAACUGCCGGCAACUCUGAGGGGUUGCUCUUUGAAACUCACGAGACAGUGAAAGCGCUGCUUCAUGGGCACCAGGACUUGUUGGAGAGGUUUGAGAGCAGUCUUCCACAGGAUUAUCUCAAUCGGAGGCGUGAAGCAUCAUCAGCAGCGAGGCACAGCUAG
Messenger RNA from Colletotrichum orchidophilum, 339 nucleotides. RefSeq lists its product as uncharacterized. The record is from RefSeq and is a predicted model, not a curated record. Bases 1 to 339 code for a protein of 112 amino acids. The transcript has 2 exons. Gene Ontology annotation, biological process: regulation of DNA-templated transcription. NCBI's taxonomy places the organism in Eukaryota, Fungi, Ascomycota, Sordariomycetes, Glomerellales, Glomerellaceae.